Messenger RNA from Triplophysa rosa, 6119 nucleotides. RefSeq names its product nucleus accumbens-associated protein 2. The record is from RefSeq and is a predicted model, not a curated record. The coding region runs from base 286 to 1965 and encodes 559 amino acids. Gene Ontology annotation, molecular function: RNA polymerase II cis-regulatory region sequence-specific DNA binding; protein binding; DNA-binding transcription factor activity, RNA polymerase II-specific. Gene Ontology annotation, biological process: regulation of transcription by RNA polymerase II. The transcript has 6 exons. NCBI's taxonomy places the organism in Eukaryota, Metazoa, Chordata, Actinopteri, Cypriniformes, Nemacheilidae.
UUCUGGUAAGUGACACGGCUGGCCUUUGGCAUCAUGCCUGGCAUGAUCACAUGUCACGCCAGUGUGUGUGUGUGUGUAAUUCCACAUGAAUGACUGUGUGUGUAUAAUGUAUAAUUCCAGCAGGGCAGAGCUCACAAGGACUGUAAACACUUCAGAGCUCUGAGCAUUUGACACUUUAGUGGACUUAUUUUGAGGAUCGAAGCCGUUUUUAUCGCCGCUGAAGAUUUCCUCGCAGAUGACCUCUCGUCUGCGCUGUCCACCGUGUCUUCCUGAAAGCGGGCCGCCAUGUCCCAGAUGCUACACGUGGAGAUCCCAAACUUCGGCAGCACAGUGCUGGGCUCGUUGAACGAGCAGCGCUUAACGGGCCAGUACUGCGACGUCUCCAUCCUGGUGAAGGGUCAGGCCUUCAAGGCUCACCGGGCCGUGCUGGCGGCCAGCAGCCUGUAUUUCCGCGACCUCUUCAGCAGCAGCACCAAAGCCCAGUUCGAGCUGCCCUCGUCCGUCACGCCGGCCUGCUUCCAGCAGAUCCUCUCCUUUUGCUACACCGGCAAGCUCACCAUGGCGGCCAGCGAGCAGCUGGUGGUCAUGUACACGGCCGGUUACCUUCAGGUUCAGCACAUCGUGGAGCGGGGCAUGGACCUCAUGUUCAAAGCCAACUCGCCCCACUGCGACUCGGCCACGGCCGCCAUGGACGAUCCGGGCUCGGAGCCGCAGAGUCCCAAUAACAACCCCGCCUCCGUGCUGGGACCGCCGGGCUGGUCUCCAUCUCUGUCGGCUCAGGCUCGCCGAAUCAAGCUGGAGGGCUCCGAACCUCUGGUGAACUUCGGAGGGGUUAAAAGACCCGUCAACAGCGACGGGGGACGUUCGGGGCGAGGCGGUCCGGUGUUCUACGCUGGGGCGACGGGCGUUUUCCCGCUUGGUGUCCCGUCGUAUUCUGUGGCCCCCGGAGAGCGCUCCAGUCCGGGAGCGUCCAGCCUUCCGACCACCGACAGCCCAACGUCAUACCAGAAUGAAGAUGAUGAGUUUGAGGAAGAGUCGUUUGACGCUGAGGAGAGCUACGGUCAGCUGUGUGGUCGCUCCGCUAACCCUUACGAGAUUUCAGAGAAAGCAGACGUGGCCGGGAUGGCGCUGGAGAACCGCUCCUGUGUUCUGCUUCGCCGGGAUCUGGUGGCUCUGCCCGCCAGCCUCAUCAGUCAGAUCGGUUAUAGAUGUCACCCCAAACUCUACACGGAGGGCGACCCCGGAGAGAAGCUGGAACUGGUGGGAGGCACUGGUGUGUUCAUGACCAGAGGUCAGCUGAUGAACUGUCACCUGUGCGCUGGAAUCAAACACAAGGUUCUCCUCAGACGACUCCUCGCAACAUUUUUCGACAGAAACACGUUAGCAAACAGCUGUGGGACGGGGAUAAGAUCCUCCACCAGUGACCCCAGCAGAAAACCCCUCGACAGUCGAGUCCUCAAUGCUGUCAAACUCUACUGUCAGAACUUUGCACCCCACUUCAAAGAGAGCGAGAUGAACGUCAUCGCCGCCGACAUGUGCACCAACGCUCGGCGCGUGCGGAAACGCUGGCUGCCCAAGAUCAAGUCCAUGCUGCCGGACGGGAUGGAGGUUUAUCAGGGUUCGUCCGCGGCCGUCGGCGUGGGUCUGGCCAUUGGCGGCCUCCCGCUGGCCGUUCAGAUGCCCUUCGAGUCUGACUUUAAGAAUCUCCUUCCGUCGGGCCUAGAGCAGAGGAUUUACGCCGAGCGCAAAGACCCCAUGAGAACUCACUCGCUGAUGGACGCCGACGGCUCUGAUCUGCCCGCUGAGGAGACCCAGACGAGACCACGGCUCGAGGAAGAGGAUGAGGAGGAAGAGCCGCAGACCGACGGCCUGCCCGGAGCUGAGGGCGGGGUCGGUGUGGCCACGCCUCCCACGGGCCAGCAGGAGGAGGAGUUUGUGGAGGGUCUGAGAAUAAACGGGCAGUGAGGGGCCAGCGUUGAGACUCGGUACAUAUCCUCCAUGUGAAUCCACACUGAAGGGAAUUCUGGGAAAUAAUGCACUUAUGCAUGUGCUGUUGCAUUUUAUUAACCUGUUGAAACCGGUGUGUUCAUCUGAGCUCGCCUAAUGAAAAACAGCAGAAACAUAUGAGGGAUGGUGCAAACGUUUGACACAUGCGCCGGAGAACAGCUCUGGUCUUGUGAGGACCUUCAUUGCGAAACUCAACGCUUUUCUUCCGUUCUCAAUAUCACGUCGGCACAAAAAUAGCAGUUGGAUGAUUCUCAUGAAAACAUGUCCAGGUCACAUUUUUCUUCAAAAUCAAAAGAAACAAGAUUGUGAAAUGAUAUACAUUAUUUAUUGACAGCUAUGCACCCUCCCAAUUCUCCGUCAAGUGACGCAUUUUAAUAAAAUACGCUUGUGGUUACUUUUCAAUAUAUUGAUCUUUACAUUACAAUAAUAGGAAUUGUUGUUUUGAAUGAGAUGAUAAGAGAUUAGAGAUAAACUACCUAACUGUCAUGAAAAUAAUGUCUACAAAUCAAAAGAUUGUAAUGAUAUUCAUGAUCCGUAUUUUGGGGUGAAAUUUGACCAGAACAUGUUUCAUAAGGUUUAUCUGCAGAAAGGUCACACAUAACAGCUGAAAGAUCAUAGAAAACAAGAAACGACAGGAAAAAUCGUUUCGCAAAAAUUGAUAGUUUAUUUUGUGUCUUUCAUAUCUGACAUGUACAGACGGACAGACACAACACAACACGUAUGACGUCAGACUCUGAUAUUUUCACGAAUCCCUCAUGCUGAAGUGUUAACUGCUAGACUGAGCGCUCACUUUAACCGCCGGCGUUUAAAAUCAUAGAAACACACAGCUGCACUAGAAAAGAUUGUUUGUCACUCUGUUGUGAUCUAAACGAUGCUUUGGGUUUGUACUGUAAACGGUCUAAUGAAGCGACUCUAAGAACAUUUGCUAGCUUUAUCACAUUUGCACUUGAUUGGAGUUAAAGAAGCUUCGACUGGUGAGAAAGAGAGACGAUGACCGGCAGACGUGCACAGCUGUGGCUUACAGGUGGCUAAUGUGUAUUAAUUCAUAAGACGUGAACUUUACUACAGCAUGCAAUUAUUAGAAAAAAUCAAUAGUGAAACCACGCCCCCAAACCUAACCGCCGCUCGAGCAAAAGCAGAUCGUACAAAUUCAUAGGAAUUAGCCACCUCGUAAAUCAGUUAGUAUAUUAAUUCUCCUGAGAUCGUGCUGUUUUUUCACUUUCUUUACAGUGUGUUUUCUGUUCGUCCGUCACGUGAGCGUUUGGCUAACCACACAAUGACAUAUUCUGCGUUGUGUAACAGUUUCAAAGGUGAUAAAACACGGUUUUCAUUAACACGUCGACGUGUCCCACCACUCCAUUGAACUACCAUGUGUGGCCCAUGAAUCUCACAAAAACAUCCCCCAAAAUCAAAAGAAAAAUGUCCCGGAUUGAUUUUAAUUUUUGGACAACGAACUUUAUUGUCUUUGUCUCCUCCUACGGUGAAUCGGUGACAGGGAUUAUUUAAGGGAUGUAGUGUUUGUGCUAAUAAAUAAUAUGAAUAAUAAUACAAUAAAAAUAGGUUACAUAUAUGACACAAUACAGUGACUGCAAUAUAAUGUGCUAAUUUAUCAUAAAGAACGUCUGUAAAUAAUUAUAAUGGACUUUAAAUGUCUUUUAUUUGAAGCACAAGCUUUAGUUCUUCUGCAAAAACCAAAGUUUUUGCACAUGUGACCUUCAUGAGUUUUUACAUUUUACAGUGAAAGCAAUUUUUGAUUAUAUUAUUAUAAAUAUUUCUUUCUUUUGAUUUUGGGGUUGAGAGAUGUCCUGGACACUUUUGUGAGAUUUAACUUGCUGCAAUCUGUAACUUAGGUUCAAAAUAAACAAAAAUCAGUUAUUGCGCAAAUACAAAAAAGCAACAACUGUAAGCUUACGACGAUAAUUUAGCAUUUGAGCUGUCGAGUAUAAUUUCCCGAGAAAUGUUGGUUUCGAUAUAUAUAAUCACGUAAAGCUGCAAGCUUCUAACAGAUCUGGGCUGGGUUUCCCAAAACCUUCGUAUCACUACGCCGUUCUUAAGAAUAUAUUGCUAGCCUAAGAAUGACGUUUGGGAAACCCAGCCCAGGUGAUUUCUGUGAAAGUCUCAGAUUGCAACUUUAAUGACACAAAACUAGAAUAAGAAAAUGGUGUGGUGUGUGAAAUGAAUGAGGUAGUGUCAGAAUCUCCAGGUGUGUUGGGUUGUCACAGAAUCUCAUGGUGUUUUACAGUAAAUGCAUUUCAUCCUUUCACAAAUGAUUUUCGCUGGCACUUUGUGUGUGUGUUGUGUUUAGCACCGCCUGUAUUUAACACACACACGUGAAACAACUCGAGCAGUAAUGUUCUUUAUCUUCAGCAAAAGUUUUUAAGCUUGAAAUGAAACUCGUCUCGUCUGUGUUUUCAGCCAAAUGCGGCGAUGGCAAAUAUUAUAUGUGUCUUACAGAGGAGAACCGUCUCUUCUAGAUUUGCAGUCGAAGGUUUUUGUUUGGUUGUUUUGAGGUUGAAAACACAUUGUGCCUUAUUGUGAUUUAUCAAUGCGAUAAAACCUUCAUUAUGGCUCGUUUGUGAUGAAAAAUGAUGCAAAAAGGCUGCAUGCAGUUGCUUUUUUUUAGUUGAACGACCGUGAUGCAACACUCCUGAAGAUUCUGACGUGAAGAGAAACAUCGGUGUGGCUUGUUUGAAGAUGUCUUUGUGUGAUCGAUAUUCAUUUUUUGCAUUUGUGCAGUUUGGGAUCUGUACUGAAUGUUUUAACAUUUGCUGAAACAAGUGAAUAAUCCUACGUGUGUUUCACACACGUCUUUCGCCACAAUCCCCCAAUAUUUUCACAUCCGUGCGUCUGUUUGCCAACCUUCCGUGUAUCUUGUUUUUAUCUGCCAACGAUAUGUUUGAAGCUCUGAUGUCGAUGUGAAUUCUUUGCACUAGAUCUGCUGAGCAUUUCAGAGAAUGUCCUGUCUGUUUGUUACGGCAGCCUAAAUACAUGUAACUUAUAGAUUUAUGUUUAUAUUGUAGAAUUAUUCCUUUUAAAAGGCCUUGUGUUAUAACAGCACUUUGGGUUAAUGCCAUUGCUUUUGCACAUCCUGAGAGAGAGAGAGAGAGAGAGAGAGAGAGAGAGAGAGAGAGUGUUUGUGUCCUGACUGAUCUAAGGUCUGUGCAUGUGUCUUUGAGAUCACAAAACCAAAUUCUGUAUCUGGAUAUGAACAUAUUUAUUAUUCAGAUCCCAGUAUAAAUAUCACACUAACGAUCAUUGAAUGUCAAUAAAUCGCAACUCGUUCAUGGGACAUCCUCAAAAAGGUCAAAGGUCAUAUUUCACCCCAGAAUCAAAAGAAAAAGAAUGUUGCAUGAAAAACGACAUUUGCAACUUAAUUAUUACAGUUUUUAUUAUAACACCGAGUUGAAUCCAGCAGAAACGUGCACGUCACAGUAUUGUCCAGUAAUGUGAUUUAUGGGUAAACAUGGUGUCAUUUUUUUUUUUGAAUAUCUGAUUUUGCGGUCAAAUGUGACCUGGUGUUUCCUGAGACGUGUCAUGUCAUUCAUACUCUUUAGAUGCUGUUUAACCAAAUGACGUACUCUUCCCAUGACUCUUCACCUAUAACUGCAUGUUUCUCUAGACUCAACACGUGCGAGAAUGUGUCGGGAGCGCGAGUCCACGUGCACUACAUUGGUGUGAUUGUUUUCAUCGUUAAUAAUGGCAGCACUUUAAACGCCUCACGGUUUGUGUGCAGGUUGGUGGAAUGUUUCAAGCCAUGAGCUCACAGCGCAGACAAUCAGAGGCAGCGCGUGUUUCUCUAACGUUUCGGCUUUUUGAUACGUGACCGAAGACUCAAACGGGAUUGAAAUGUUUGUCAAGCUUUGCCUGGUGUGUCCUUACCACACAAACCUGCUUUGCAUUAAAAACAAGCAAAGUCUAUUGUUGAUAUGAGAAACGACUAAAUCUGCAAAAUGUCACUGUUGUGAUGAAUAAAAUCUUGAUUCCCGGUUCAUUUCUGUGCAGCGGCUGUGUUGUUCUUGGACUGAUGACAUCGUGUUGUGUGUAAAGCUGAUUUCUUAUCAAAUGUCAUACCCAAUGGUCUGCUUUUUAAUAAAGUUACACAUUUCACACAA